Molecule: messenger RNA, 2803 nt
Organism: Paramisgurnus dabryanus
Lineage: Eukaryota; Metazoa; Chordata; Actinopteri; Cypriniformes; Cobitidae
Gene: scinlb
Product: scinderin like b
Biological process (GO): cell projection assembly; central nervous system development; actin polymerization or depolymerization
Cellular component (GO): cytoplasm; actin cytoskeleton
Molecular function (GO): actin filament binding; phosphatidylinositol-4,5-bisphosphate binding
Source: RefSeq, a predicted model, not a curated record
UGCGUGGUGUUGAAAGCUCGCCAGUUCAUUCACACACGCCCCCCAUGCACAAAACACUCCCUCCACUAAUACAACCGUGGGUUCAGGAAAAGAAAUGCUACUCUUUGCCUAACACUCGACUUUUUACGACAGCUUUCUGCAUCUACCGAAAUCUCGCACUAUGGUGUCCCAUAAGGAGUUUGAGACUGCAGGGAAAGCUCCUGGUCUGCAGAUAUGGCGCAUCGAGAGCAUGGACCUCAAGCCGGUCCCUAAGAAUCUAUAUGGCAACUUCUUUACGGGCGAUGCUUACAUUCUGCUGUACACCACGGCCGCACCAUCGUAUUUUAUACAUAUGUGGAUCGGAAAUGAGUGUUCUCAGGAUGAAAGUGGAGCUGCGGCCAUCUUUGCCACGCAGCUGGAUGAUUUUCUCGGAGGUGGUCCCGUUCAGUUUCGCGAGGUCCAAAACAACGAGUCGAUCGCCUUCCUGGGCUACUUCAAGUCUGGCAUCAAGUAUCAGCAAGGUGGGGUUGCAUCUGGCUUUAAUCAUGUGUCGACCAAUGGCGUCGAUGUGAAGCGUCUGCUCCAUGUCAAGGGCAGAAGGGCCAUCAGAGCCACUGAGGUGGAUUUGUCCUGGGCCAACUUUAACAAAGGAGACUGCUUCAUCUUGGACCUGGGGAAGGAUAUUUAUCAGUGGUGUGGCAGCGAGUGCAAUCGUUUCGAGCGUUUGAAGGCUUCCCAGUUGGCCAUUGAUAUCCGGGACAAUGAGAGGAACGGCAGGGCCAAGAUGAACAUGGUGGAGGAGGAUGCAGAGCCAGAAGCUUUCGUUCAGGCUCUUGGGCCAAAAACCAGCAUUGCCCCUGCAACUCCAGAUGAUGAGCAAGUAGAAACCUCCAACAAGAAGAAGGGAGCACUGUACAUGAUCUCAGAUGCCUCUGGAUCCAUGAAAACAUCCGUUGUGGCCCAGAGCAGCCCGUUCAAACAGGAGAUGCUCUCCCCCAAUGAGUGCUACAUCCUGGAUAAUGGAGGCGAUAGGAAUGUGUUUGUGUGGAAAGGACCGAAUGCAAGCGCGGAUGAGCGCAAAGCAGCUAUGAAGUCAGCACAGCAGUUCAUCAAAGAGAAGAACUACUCCAAUAAAACACAGAUCCAGGUGAUGCCUGCAGGGGGCGAGACUACUCUGUUCAAGCAGUUUUUCUCUAACUGGAAGGACAAGGAUCAAACCACUGGUCCCUCCAAGGCCUACACCAUAGGCCGCAUAGCCCACGUGGAGCAAAUUCCCUUCGAUGCCUCCACCCUCCACAAUAGCAAGGCUAUGGCAGCCCAGCACAACAUGGUUGAUGAUGGUUCUGGAAAAGUCCAGAUUUGGCGUGUGGAGGGAGGAGCCCGUGUGGCCGUGGACCCCUCAACCUAUGGUCAGUUCUAUGGAGGAGAUUGCUAUCUGAUCCUCUACACUUACAAACAAGGAAGCAGAGAGCAGCAUAUCAUCUACACCUGGCAGGGGCUUAAGUGCACACAAGACGAGCUGGCAGCCUCUGCUUUCCUUACUGUCCAACUGGACGACUCCAUGGGCGGAGCUCCGGUUCAGGUGCGUGUGACACAAGGUCAGGAGCCACCCCACCUGAUGAGUCUGUUUAAGGGUAAACCCAUGAUAAUCCACAGUGGAGGAACAUCCCGCAAGGGUGGGCAAAUGACGGCGGCCAGUACUCGCCUGUUCCACAUCCGUCAGAGCUCUUCCAAAGCUACUCGAGCCGUAGAGGUUGAGCCGUCUGCAUCCAAACUAAACACCAACGAUGUAUUUGUGCUGAAAACACCAGAUUCUGUGUUUGUGUGGAAAGGUGUAGGUGCCAGUGAUGAAGAAAUGCUCGCUGCCAAAAAUUUGGUGAGUGUUCUGGGAGGAAGCGCCACUAAUGUUGCAGAGGGUAAAGAACCAGCUGGAUUCUGGUCAGCUCUCGGAGGCAAGAAGGAUUACCAGACAUCGCGAAAUCUGCAGAUCAUGGUCAAACCACCACGCCUGUUCGGCUGCUCCAAUAAAACAGGCCGGAUAACGGUUGAUGAGGUCCCUGGAGAAUUCACUCAGUCAGACUUGGCUACCGAUGAUGUCAUGUUGCUUGAUGCCUGGGAUCAGAUCUUUCUUUGGAUUGGUAAGGAUGCCAAUGAGGUGGAGAAAACUGAGUCACCAAAAAUCGCUAAAGAAUAUGUGGCCUCUGAUCCUUCUGGACGUAGCGGGUUGGCCAUCACAACCAUAAAGCAAGGAGCUGAACCUCCAACCUUCACAGGCUGGUUCCAGGCUUGGGACGCAAACAUGUGGGACUCUGACCCUCUGGACAAAAUUCGAGCUCGCUUUUAAAUCGGGAAUUGUUUCUUUCACAUUCCUUGGCAUGAAUUUUAACUUUCCCAUUUUAUCUAUAUCCAAACAAUUUACUGAAAUAUCUAAAAAAUGCAGCAUGACGUUAAAACAACUUGGUUAUGCAAGUUAAUUCAACCUACUAUUUUAAGUUUUGACUUGUUAUAAAAACAAGUUGAAAUUGUUUAACUUAAUUUCUUAAGUUAAAGUUACAUAAAAAAAUUGUUUAUUAUUUACUUAAAAUAAUUAGCACUUACAAUAACAAUAGCAGGAUUCCCUAUGUAGAGCGCUGCCAGAGUUCCUUUGUUAAAAGUUUUUAUACUUUUAAUUGUUACACUUUCAUUAUGACUUCUUUUAAUAAAAACGUCUGGGAUUUUAAGGUAACCAUUUUUGCAGCCAUAUGGCGAAAAAGGAAUUAUUGUCAACUGUUUUUGUUUUACAUUAAGAUUAAUAAAUCAGGAUUUUGAUAAUAUGAAUAACAAA